Messenger RNA from Leucoraja erinaceus (little skate), 3664 nucleotides. RefSeq names its product DBIRD complex subunit ZNF326-like. The transcript is spliced from 21 exons. Lineage: Eukaryota; Metazoa; Chordata; Chondrichthyes; Rajiformes; Rajidae. Bases 73 to 3030 code for a protein of 985 amino acids. Gene Ontology annotation, biological process: regulation of DNA-templated transcription elongation. The record is from RefSeq and is a predicted model, not a curated record. Gene Ontology annotation, molecular function: DNA binding. Gene Ontology annotation, cellular component: nucleus; DBIRD complex.
GUGUCGCACUGCCGAGCAGAGAUCUUUACUGCCGAGGGAGGCGCCAGAGACGGACGGAGGAGAAGCGACGCCAUGGACGGCUCAAGGAGAAGCGACGCCAUGGACGGCCUAAGGGAAAGCAGACGCAGCUGGGGCAUGAGCGACAACGACGGCGGUAUGCGGGGCUCCAGCCGGGGCUUGGCCCCCAGCGACUCGGACGGGAUGCGAGGUGGAUCAGAAUGGUUGGACAGUGGCACCAGCAGUAGUAACAGGAAAUCAGGUAUGAUGAGUGGUGACUAUGAACGUGUCGCUUUAGGGAGCUCCAGAUCUUACACAGAAUCGACUCCUAGUAGGAGUGAGAGGUUUGGACCUUAUGAGUCGCAUGACUCCAGGUCUGCUCUGGAUGGCCAUGAUCUGUAUAGAUCUGGCUACGAUUUACAUGAACCAGGACGAAGCCGCUUUGGGGAUAGCUAUCCUGAUCGAUCCGAGAGCUCCGACAGGAAUUUCGGUGAUCAAUACCUUGACCCUUAUGAAGGUAGAAGCCAGAGCCGAUUAUAUGAUAAAAGCAGGUCUAGCUGGGAUGACAGCUACUCACAUUCAAGCUCAAAGCCUAGGGUGCGGGCUGAUUCGGAUACGGGAAGAGGAAGUUACUCUUCCUACAGCAGCUUCUCGACACCCCUUUCGAAGCCUUCAUCUGGAGGCUCUCGGGGGAGGGGAACGCUUGCUUAUUCUGGCACCGAGUAUGGAGGCGGAUCCUAUUCGAAGAUGAGAGGACAACGAGGAGGCAGAGGUCGAGGCAGAGAACAAUCAGAUUUAGAUGUGUGCUCAAGAUCAAAGAUACUAGAGGAGCUCUAUAAUCUUUGCUCAAAACCUCUCGUACAAAGUAAUACAAGUUAUCAGUCAUACAAGAGAGGUGGUGGGUUUGCAUCAAAUUCUGGACGGGGCAUGAAAAGGAAAGGGAUACAACCGAACAGAGAUGCAGUAAAGAAGCAGAGACUGGCACCUGCUGAAAAUGUCAGAGCACCUGCAGCUCAUACAGCAAACCAAGCAACUUCAAGAAUAAAGAUGGCCGUAUUAAGUACUAGCAAGGAUCCGUUCCUGAAGGAUAAAGAUUUAACUAAAGAUACAUAUGAUCCAGAUGAAUAUGAAUGCUUUGAUAUAAUUGAAGGUAAACAGAAGUCUGAUACUGAGGAUGACGAGGAGGAUAAGAAACUGGGAGCAAGAAGAGAAAAACAACGACGCAGGCGUGAAAGGAACUCUGCGAGAUAUGGAGAGGGUUACCGGAAAGCGUUUACGUGCUCCCUUUGUAAGUUUCGAACUACAGAGCAAGAGGAGAUCGAAGCUCAUCUGGAAACUCCUUACCAUAAAGAGACAAUCGAUUUCAUUGGAAAAAACAUUAAGUUUGGAAAAGGAGCUGCGGAAUUUCUUCAUGCAUCCAUGGUAUACAAAUGUAAGAAAAGUGCAGCUCGUAAACAACUAAAGCAGGAACUAAUGGAUCUAGCCCAAAGUCUUCCAAAGGAUGUUUUAACGGGAGUUUCUUCAGAUGAUCAUAUGAAAAAGGUUGAAGCCGUUCAUUGUGAUGUCUGCCACACCUAUAUUCCCUUCCAGUUUAAUUCUGUACAUCUACAUUUGACCUCCAAUGUACAUAUCAAUAGAAAGAAGACUUACAAUGAACAGGUCAGAUGGGAUAGUCUCCUCACGGCCAAUAGCAUGCUGAACAACGCGACUGUAAAGGAUCAACUUGAUCUCUACUUAAAGGGCGAGUACUCUUUUGAAAAUCCUCAGGAGCAGCAACAAUCGGAAGAGCAGGAACAGGAUCCGGAGCACGAGGAGGAAGAGGAGGACAACGAGGAGGAAAAUCAAGAAGAGGAGGAAAGGCAGGCGGAUGAAGCAGAUGAUCAAGCACCGGAGCAAGAGGAAAACCAGGCGAAGAUGGAGGACGUAACAGCAGCUCAGACACCAAACCAAGCAACUGCAAGAAAGAAGAUGGCCGUAUUAAGUACUAGCAAGGAUCGGUUCCUGAAGGAUAAAGAUUUUACUAAAGAUGCAUAUGAUCCAUAUGCAUAUGAAUGCUUUGAUAAAAUUGAAGGUAAAACGAAGACUGAUACUGGGUAUGACGGGGGGAAAUGGAGACAGGAAGCAAGAAGGGAAAAACAACGACGCAAGCACGAAAGGAAAUCUGCGAAAUAUGGAGAGGAUUACCAGAAUGCGUUUUCGUGCUCCCUUUGUAAGUUUCGAACUACAGAGCAAGAGGAGAUCGAAGCUCAUCUGGAAACUCCUAUCCAUAAAGAAAUACUCAAGUUCAUUGGAAAAAACAUUCAGUUUGGAAAAGGAGCUGCGGAUUUUCUUCAUGCAUCCAUGGUAAACAAAAAUAAGAAAAUUGCUGUUCGUAAACAAUUCGAGCCGCAGGCCCAAAAGUUUUCAACGGAUGUUUUAAUGGGAGUUUCUUUAAAUGAUCAUAUGAAAAAGAUUGAAGCCGUACAAUGUGAUGUCUGCAACACCCUUAUUUCCUUCCUGUUUCAUCCUAUACAACAGCAUUUGAAGUCCAAUGAACAUACCAGUAGCAAGAAGAAUUACCAUGACCAUGUCCUAUGGGAGGGUCUCCUCGCAGCCAAAAGCAUACUGAACAACCCGAACAUAAAGGCUCAACUUGAUCUCUACAUAAAGGGCGAGAACCCUUUUGAAAAUCCUCAGGAACUGCAACAGCAGGAGCAGCAACAAUCGGAAGAGCUGGAACAGGAGUCGGAGCACGAAGAGGAAGAGGAGGGCAAAGAGGAGGGCAUCGAGGAGGGCAUUGAGGAGGGCAUUGAGGAGAAAAAUCAAGGAGAGGAGGAAAAUCAAGAAGGGGAGGAAAACCAAGACGGGGAGGAAAACCAAGAAGGGGAGGAAAACCAAGAAGGGGAGGAAAAUCAAGGAAAGGAGGAAAAUCAAGAAGGGGAGGAAAAUCAAGAAGAGGAAAGGCAGGCGGAUGAAGCAGAUGAUCAAGCAUUGGAGCAAGAGGAAAAACAGGUGAAGAUGGAGGAUGUAACAAGUGAGCCUGCUGACAAGUAAUGCUAUCAGAAUGAGAGUGUAGUUACUUAUUUUCAAACUUGUAAACAAUGCAGCAGUAAUGAGAAAGAUGCUUCCCCGCUAUCCUCAAAAGCAUUGUUGUGAUGGUUUUGUACGCCAUGGCUGAUAGUAAUCGCAAUGCUUUCUCAGCGGCCUAUUAAUGUGUUUUUUUUUGUUAAACAGAAUAGUGAUUAGUUUUCCUUGAACAACCAUGUAUUAAUGGGACAAAUGUUCACUGAGUAAUGUAUUUGGUCAAAGUUGAAAAGAGUAAGAGCAAAGGUAAAGGUGUUUUAAAACUAGUCUGUUGAGCUCUUAAAUGUGGAACAAUAUUCAUUUAUGUCUUUUAAAAAAUUGUUUAUGUAUUCGGUGUGUAUGGUGUUUAGAACCUUGUGAAUAACCUGCUUAUUUGUUGCAUAGUUUAGAAAGGCAAAGAAAUGCUGCCAUUUCUUUUGUUAAACAUUUCCACUGUAAUCAUUUAGAAUAGUUAUUGCUAUUGACUAAUUCACAUUAAAGGAUUUUGCUUGUUCUCCCCAUAUUAUAAAAGUCAAAGCAGUCAUCCAUUCACUAAUGUAAACCUGUGUGCGAUAGUGAGACUUUGUGUGCUAUUAAUGGGAAUAAAAAUGAUUAGAUUAUGUAA